Messenger RNA from Gadus macrocephalus (Pacific cod), 3586 nucleotides. Its product is annotated as PDZ domain-containing protein 7-like. Gene Ontology annotation, biological process: auditory receptor cell stereocilium organization; sensory perception of sound. Gene Ontology annotation, cellular component: stereocilia ankle link complex; cilium; stereocilium tip. Gene Ontology annotation, molecular function: protein binding. The transcript has 14 exons. Bases 1 to 2385 code for a protein of 794 amino acids. Lineage: Eukaryota; Metazoa; Chordata; Actinopteri; Gadiformes; Gadidae. The record is from RefSeq and is a predicted model, not a curated record.
AUGUCAGCUCUUCAGAUCCACGUACUCACCACUCACCUCACACUCACUGAGUUGCUGACAGCUGACGCAUGCCGGGGGUCUCUCGGGGGGUCUCGCAGGGUGGACCUGAUCCACAAGCGCAUGGUGACGGAGGAGAGCGGGCGCACGCCGUCGGAGGCCAGCGCGAGCAGCGCCGGACUGCAGAGGAUGGUGCACCUCUCCACCACCUCGGACGACUACUGCCUAGGCUUCAACAUCCGCGGGGGCAAGGAGUUCGGCCUGGGCAUCUACGUGUCCAAACUAGACCCUGGGGGUCUGGGCGAGCAGAACGGCAUCAAGAUGGGCGACCAGAUCCUGGCGGCCAACGGCAUCAGCUUCGACGACAUCAGCCACAGCAGCGCGGUGGAGGUGUUGAAGAGCCACACCCACGUCAUGCUCACCAUCAAGGAGACGGGACGCUACCCGGCCUAUAAGGAGAUGGUGGCCGAGUACCGGUGGCUGAACAAGCUGUCCAACGGGACGGCCCAGUCCUCGUCCCAGGGCUCCGGGUCCACCUCCUCCGCCUCGUCCCUGUCCUCGGGCACCCCGGUCAGCUCCCUGAGCGGCCUGUCCCAGGUCAUGUUCCCGCCCAGCCUGCCCUUCAUGGACAUGGUGGACGUCUGCAUCUCCACCGAGGACCAGAGGUAUGAGUCCGGGCGCACGGAGAUGGCCAUCCAGACGGACCACCCGGACACCAGCCGCAGCCUGGGGGCCACCACCCUCCUCAAGGACACCCUGAUCGGGGGCCCGGGGGACGGGGAGGGGGGGGCGCGGGGCAAGAGGGAGUCCACCAAGACGGCGGUGCUCAUGGCGCUGAGCCGGCCCACCCGCCCCAUCAGCCGGUCCCAGAGCCAGGUCACCGUGGCAGAGAUCAACCAGAAGCAGGACAAGAAGAAGCAGAAGAGCCAGGUCUCGGAGGAGAAGAGCAGCACGUUGCAGCGUUCCAAGACCCUGAUGAACCUGCUGUUCAGGGGCGGCCGCAAGAGGGACGCCUCCGGGGGGCGUUCCAAGUCCCCCUCCAAAGACGGGGCCGCCGGGGGCCGGGGGCCCGGCGGGAAGCCCGACCCGGCCAUGCUGGGGGCCGUGGAGGACAUGUCCCGCAGGCUGCUGACCGAAGACGAGGUGGCCUCGGUGAUGAGGGCCUGCCGCAAGUACGUCGCGGUGGAGCGGUCGGUGGAGAACUUUGUGCUGCACCUGGUGGAGGUUCUGGACCGUCCGGAGAAGCUGCUGCUGCUGAGGGAGAUCAGAAUGCUGUUGGCUCCUGUCGACCUGGAGCCCUUCAACGACAUGGUGACCCCGUUUGAGGUGGAGGCGUACGACAUCCUCAAGUACCGCUCAAUCAAACCCACGCCGCUGCGUUCCCCAGCGACCGGACGGGCCCCCAAGAGACACCUCAUCACCCCCAUCCCCGACUCGCAGGGCGGCUUCGAGCUGUGCAGCUCCCGGGAGGUGGAGCGGGAGAGCCACCUGCAGGAGGGGCUGGGGCGGCUCCGGGUGUCCGGGACCUCGCGGCGACGCAGCAGGGAGCGGCCGCACACCUCGGGGGCCUUCUCCCCUCUCCUGGACAUCCCCCUGGACAGCUACGCCCUCAAGCCCAGACACGACCCGUCCCACACCGCCGCCGCCUCCACCUCCUCCUCCUCCUCCUCUUACUCUUCACCCCGCCCCCCGCUGCCCAACUGGCUGUUGGCCCACGGCGCCGAGGCCCGGGUCCCGCCCCUCCGCUCGGGCAUCAACACCAUCCGCUCCGUGCACUUCGACGAUGAGGCGCCGCUACGCCCGACCGCGCCGGGCCGAGAGGCUCAGGCGGCCGUGACGGAGCGCGGAGGGUCGGCGCUGAAGAACGGACACUCCGAGAGUCGAGGUGGAGGAGGGGGAGGGGGAGGAGAGAGGGCUGGAGACGCUGUGUUCACGCUGCCCAGCGGGGGAGCUCCCAGCAGGAGGCCGCUGCUGUCUCAGGUGUUCUCCUCGGGGUCCAGGAGGCCAGAGGGAGGCGAGGCAGAGACGCUCGCCCCUGAUGCAGCUCCUCAGAACGGACUCAACGGCACCGCUGCUGGUCAGGAGUAUGAACUGCAGACGGUCAGCAUAUCAAAGACCAAGCAGUCGCUGGGCAUCAGUAUAUCAGGUGGGAUGGAGUCCAAGGUCCAGCCGGUGGUGAAGAUAGAGAAGAUCUUCCCUGGAGGGGCUGCGUCCACCUGUGAAGUCCUGAAGGCUGGGUUCGAGCUGGUGUCGGUGGACGGGAUCACCCUGCAGGGGGUCACCCACCAGCAUGCCGUGGACAUCAUCCGCAGAGCCUUCAGCAACAAGGACAAGGACCCCAUGCUGUUCAUCGUCAAGGUCCCCAAGGGCCCCGUGAACGGAGAGUGACGCUCCAUGACCCAUGGACACCAGCAGCGGUUCGGAUAGACCCUCCGGUCCCCUGGGACAGGUCGGUCCACCCGGCAGAGCUCCUCCGAUAGAGAAGAGACUGUGCAGUCUGGGGUCAGACAUGUCUUUACUGACACGCAAUAUUGAGGCUAGGAUUGGAGAUGGACACACGUCUCUGCCGUGGCCCAGAGCAGGACACCUCACCCUAACUGCACCCACAUGAUUGGGUGAAUGUGAGGCACUGUUUGUGCAUUGCUUUGAUUGGCCGCAAGUUAGUAAAGUGCUGUAUGUAUGCAGUCUUUUGACCAUGUGCUGAACAACAGCUCAAAGAAACGCAGAUGCGGAUUGUUUUUCAAUACCUUGUCUCACCUGAAGAGGGCGGUCUUGUGCCUUAUCGUUGGAAUGAUGACGGCAUGUCCCACAUAGUUAUGCAAAGCAAGAAAUGACUGCAGUAAUCCACGGUGUUUUGGCCGGAGAUUCCCAUAAAGAAUGGCCCGAGAAACGGGAUCUUUGAGGAAUUUUUUUUUAGGGCCGCUGGAAGGUUAAUAUCAUUAGAGAAAUCAAGUCAUUGUUAUUGAUGCCUUAACUGAAAAAUAUGAACGUGAUAAUUUAGAGACAAUGUAUGAAUAUGAACCGUUGUCACUGGAAACCUACAUUAUUUAUGAUGUCUGUGCUUGAAACAAACUGCUUUAACAAGACCAAUUUCUUUCUUUUUUUUACUAAAAGAAAAAAGUCUUAGCACUGACAACAAAACUAAAAGUGAAAUAACGACCUGCCUGGGGAGUUUCAUUAAUUAAUUUUAUUCAAAACAUAGUAACUUGGUUUUCCAGAAAUGUACAGCAUGAAAAUAUACAUUUAAUGUCUUCAUACAAAUACUGUGGAUUAUAAAAGUCUAAGGAACCAGCACAGAAGCGGUCACAUGUGUUACUUACUGGCGGAGCGAACAACAGGGCACGGAACAUUGCUUUGGUCUAAUCACAGUGGCUAUGCAUUGAGAUGUACAACAUCUCUAUAUGACAACUGGGUUACAUCACCAUCAAGGACUUUGUUGUGAUAGGGAUAUCUACAGUGAUCUAUGAACAUUACACUUCGGUUACCAGCGAUACAGGAACGUGUGUGUGUGUGUGUGUGUGUGUGUGUGUGUGUGUGUGUGUGUGUGUGUGUGUGUGUGUGUGUGUGUGUGUGUGUGUGUGUGUGUGUU